AUGUCUGCUGCCAGGCUUGGAUGUAUAAGCUCCAGGAUUCAUGCAUGCAUUCGGGUCGUGAGGAGCCUUUUCAUUUUGGAGCCAGCCAGUGUCGCGACUGAGAAGUUCGAACAUGGUCACGAUGGUGACCAUUUCAUUGAUUCCUCCGCAUGGAGUCGAGUUGAUUCAGAGCUCACUGGACCCAAAAGUGCCCAUCAUCGCUUCUGGUGGAACAAAAACACCGGCCAUGUUCUAGCCGUCCUGCUUGAUAAAGCUGGCUACUCCCCGGACUUGCAGUACCGACACCUGAAGUUCUUCGCUGGGGUCAUUGCUCCUCACCUUGGUGCCUCGCUUGAACCGUCUGUGGAGGAUCGUUCACAAUGGCACAGCUUCAUGACUGACGAUGGCACCCCGGUCGAGCUCAGUUGGGACUGGGGUACUUCUGGUGGGCCGCCAAUGAUUCGCUAUUCGGUUGAACCAGUCGGCCUACAUGCAGGUAGCGCAUUGGAUCCGAGCAAUAACGCGGAGGCCUCUGUCCUGGACAAUCAGCUGAUCCACGCCCUGCCAGAUAUGCGACUGGAAUGGUUCAAUCACUUUAACCAGUUCUUCAAUGGCUUGGGCAAUGAUCAGGCAAAGAUCCUCAGCGCUGACGACCACGAGACGCGUAUAUUCUAUGCUUUUGAUCUAUCAGCAGACUGUAUCACGGCCAAAACAUACUUUUUCCCAAAGUUCAGAGCCAAAGCUGACGGCAUAUCCAAUCUGGAUGUCCUCUCUAAGGCCAUUGACGCUGCGCCUCUUGUCACCAAACUGAAUUCGAAAGCCUGGUCAUUGUAUCACCAAUUCAGCACAGAAUCAAGCGAUAAGCUGGAACAGGAAAUGCUGGCUAUCGACCAUAUUGACCCUCUUCAAUCCAGAAUCAAAAUCUACUUUCGUAGUCGCAAGACUGACUUCGAUUCGGUGGCUAGUACCAUGACUCUCAAUGGUCGAAACAACAAUCCAAAGCUAAGGGAAGGACUCCAGGAUCUCAAACGGCUUUGGAAAAUACUCUUUGAAGUCGAUACACCUGGUCAGUCGCUACCCGAAGUUGGCCAUCGUACGGCUGGGAUACUCUACAACGUCGAAUUCAAACUCGGAGAUUCUUUCCCUGUUGCCAAAGUCUACCUCCCCGUCAGGCAUUAUGCCAAGAGUGACGAGGGUAUUAUCCAGGCACUUGGAAAAUACCUUGAUCAUCAUGGACGAGGCAAGUACUUGCCUCAGUAUGUCGAUGCCAUGCAUACACUCUUGUAA
This is a messenger RNA of Diaporthe batatas, 1266 nucleotides long. RefSeq lists its product as uncharacterized. Bases 1 to 1266 code for a protein of 421 amino acids. Lineage: Eukaryota; Fungi; Ascomycota; Sordariomycetes; Diaporthales; Diaporthaceae. Gene Ontology annotation, biological process: alkaloid metabolic process. The record is from RefSeq and is a predicted model, not a curated record. The transcript is spliced from 2 exons. Gene Ontology annotation, molecular function: transferase activity, transferring alkyl or aryl (other than methyl) groups.